UCUCAAGCUUAGGUGAGAUUGUGGGAAUGUAGGUCGCGCCUUCCCUAACCCUCAUAGGCAUAUGCAAGGCUUCUGCGCUAAGGACUAUAUCAGCAAUAAGUACAAAAACAAACACCACAACAAAGUAUCGCGGUCAAAAACUCUGUACUACGUUAACUACUCUCCUCUUCUGCAUUCCCUCCAUACUCAGAGCCAUGAUUUUGCUCUUCAUCACCUCGUCUCUCCUUCUCUUUGUUGGCGUGCGCAUCUUCAAAUGGGUCCGCAACUACCUCCAAGCCCGCAGCUAUGGCCUACCCAUCAUUCUCCUCCCAGUCUCAUUCAACGAACCACUAUGGAUGGUCUUCCGGCCCCUCUUCGCAUGGGUCGAAUACCUCCCCUUCGGCCUUGGAAAUUGGUAUCUCUACACGACCAUGGGCUGGCCGACGGAAGACGGUUCUCGCUCGCUGCGCCGCUACGGCGAAAACCUCGUCCUCUGCUCCCCCGUCGACAACAUCAUCGCAACCUGCGAACCCGCCGUUGUGCAAAAGGUGUGGACCGAGACAAGAGACAUCUGGCGCAUGCCGGAGAGCCAGAGUCAGCUUUUUACCUUCUUCGGGCAGAACGUGAGUAGCACGCACGGCGAGGACUGGAAACGGCAUAGAAAGGUUACUGUACAAGCGUUCAAUGAGCGCACGAUGGUUGGUGUGUGGAGUGAAGCGAAACGCCAGACGAAAGCACUGAAGCUCACGCUUGAGAAGGAGCGCGAGAGGAGUUUGGGCAGGGUGAGGAGUACAUUUGAUAUCCUGGCAAUGCAGGUCCUCGCUGUUGUUGCCUUUGGCCAGGAGACCGAGUUGACCAGCGUGCCGAAGGGGCAUAAGAUGAGCCUCAUGGAGAGCAUGGGGUUCAUACUCAAGCAUGUUCUGCUCACGGUGGUGUUCAACUCGCUCCAAGCGCCAGCUUUCCUGCUCCCAAGCGUAUUGCGGAAGCUGAAAGUCUCGGUCGCGGAGGUCAGAUUGUACAUGGAAGAGCUAGUCCUUGCACACAUGAAAUCCACUUCUAAGCCCUCCGUCUUACGGACGCGCCCGGCGAGUCUGAUCGAAGCCAUAGUAUCGGCCAACGAACUCGAGAAGCGCGGAGACAGCUCAGGAAAACCACGAAGUUACCUCACAGACUCGGAACUCUACGGCAAUAUAUUCGUCUUCAACCUCGGCGGGUACGAAACCACCGCAGCAACACUCACAUUCGCGCUCCCCUUCCUCGCCCUCCACCCCGAGAUCCAGACCUGGAUUGCCGAAGAGAUCGACACGCAUGCCAAAACUCACGCCAGUGGCAAAGACGAAGAAAGCGAUCUUGGGUAUAACGAUGUUUACCCACGAUUGCUACGCACCCGCGCUCUUAUGUACGAAACACUUCGCUUCGCCUCUCCCGCGCCCUUGUUCGUCAAAACACCGCUUGUCCCUGUGAACAUCGAUGUGACCACGCCCUCUGGUCCCAGGACUAUCAGUGUGAAACCAGGCACACUGAUGGGCAUGAACCAAUACGGCGCGCACCUCUCUCCUCGCUGGGGCUCGGACGCCGAGACCUUCAAUCCAAAGCGCUUCAUCAGCGUCGAUGAGGAGGGAGAAGAGAGGUUUCAGAUGCCGGAGGGCCCGGCGUAUACUGCGUGGAUGAUUGGACCGAGAAUGUGUCCGGCGAGGAAGUUUAGUCAGGUUGAGUUUGCUGGGAUUAUGGCUGAGCUGCUUAAGGAUUGGAGGGUUGAGAUUGUGAGGGAGGGUGGGGAGAGUGAAGGGGAGGCGCGCGAACGGGUUAACAAGGUGUUGAGGGAUGAGAAGUAUUUUAAUGUUAGUGCACAUUUGAGGAGGCCGGAGGUGGCGGGUGUGAGGUUUGUGAGGAGGUCUUGA
Molecule: messenger RNA, 1880 nt
Organism: Macroventuria anomochaeta
Lineage: Eukaryota; Fungi; Ascomycota; Dothideomycetes; Pleosporales; Didymellaceae
Product: putative cytochrome P450
Exons: 1
Coding region: 195-1880 (561 amino acids)
Molecular function (GO): iron ion binding; oxidoreductase activity, acting on paired donors, with incorporation or reduction of molecular oxygen; heme binding
Source: RefSeq, a predicted model, not a curated record